This is a messenger RNA of Argentina anserina (silverweed cinquefoil), 1778 nucleotides long. RefSeq names its product dof zinc finger protein DOF5.7-like. The coding region runs from base 448 to 1545 and encodes 365 amino acids. Lineage: Eukaryota; Viridiplantae; Streptophyta; Magnoliopsida; Rosales; Rosaceae. The record is from RefSeq and is a predicted model, not a curated record. Gene Ontology annotation, biological process: regulation of DNA-templated transcription. Gene Ontology annotation, molecular function: DNA binding; DNA-binding transcription factor activity. The transcript has a single exon.
UCCCUUUAUUCUGCCAGUUGCUGAUCGUUUUCAGAUCAUCUAGUUCACUCUUGUCUCUACUCUUUCCGCACCCUCACCAUAUAUAUACAGAGAAACCGACUUCUUUUUCCUAGUGACAUCUCUCUCUCUCUCUCUCUCUCUCUCUAAUAUGUUUAGCUAGCUAGGUUAGCUAUAUCAUAUCCCAUAUAAAUUCUCAGAUCUCACUUCUAAACCAACCUUUAAUACUAUCAUUUCUAUAAUUAAAGGUCCCAUCUUCAAGUUCUCCUCUUUGAUGAAGAUCACAGGCACCCAUCAACACCGUGCAUGAAGUCAUUGAAUUUCACUACCAUAUCUUUGCCUCUGCAAAAGGAAACUCAAGCUAAUUAAUUUUCCUCUCACUUUUCUCUUUCUUCACCUCCAGGUCUCUGCUUUACACCCUCACGACAACCCCACUCUGAUUGCUCCCCAAUGAUGACCUCCGACAACACGUCGGCGAAAAAGCAGGCCGACGAAAUCCAACAAGGAGGAGGAGGAGGAGGAGGAGGAGGGGGAGGAUCAGGGAACAGCCGCAAAACGGCGUCGUCCAAAGCCCCGCCGGAGCAAGCCCUCAAGUGUCCGAGAUGUGAUUCCCCCAACACAAAGUUCUGCUACUACAACAACUACAGCCUGACGCAGCCCAGACACUUCUGCAAGACCUGCAGGCGUUACUGGACAAAAGGAGGAGCGUUACGUAACGUCCCCAUCGGCGGUGGCUGCCGGAAAAACAAGAGAGUGAGGUCGUCUUCUUCCCGACUCUCCUGCAGCCUUGACUCCAAAGACUCAGGCGACUCGGCCUCUGACCACAUGGGACUCAAGUUCUUUCAAGGCAUUUCCCCCACCAUGGAUUUCCAGCUGGGUGGCCUCUCGUUGCCUAGACUCAACCACCACCCGUCUUCUUCAGCAGUUGUAACCGCUCUUUACAAUAGCAACAGCCAGUUCUCUCCAUAUGGUGACGUUGCAGUUACUUCUGGCCUGACACUUGAUCCUUCAGGUGGUGCUGCCGGAACUAAUUCCUUCAUGGGUUUUAACUAUCCUCUCACCUUAGGCAGUGGAAGCGGCAGUGGCGGCGGCGGGGUUGGGUUUCAUCAGAACAACAUGAACAGUUCCAUGAGCGUUCAUAGCAGUCUUGCUUCUUCUAUUGAGUCCCUUAGUUCUAUCAACCAAGACCUUCACUGGAAAUUACAGCAGCAGAGGCUGUCCAUGUUGUUUGGUACUUCUAUAGGCGGAGAUAGCCAGACACAGACGUCUCAGAAAGACAUGCAGAUGAAUGAUCUUGAGAAAACUCAGGCAGUGCCUAUUUUGUUUCAGAAUCUGGAGAUUUCAAAACCGAAAGAGUCUGCCGGAGGUGGAGAUACAGCUGCCACGGAGUGGUUCUUUGGAAACUCUUACGCACCGCCGCCGGUGACACCUACUCCGACAAACAGUGGCGGAAACGGAGGAGGAAACGAGAACAAUGCAGCUAACUGGAAUACUCAUGGAAUCGUUCAAGCAUGGGGUGAUUUGCAGCAAUACAAUACCUUGCCCUAGAGGACUACGCAUCAUGAGAGGUAGCUCAAUACAAUCUUAAAAAGCUUGAUCAUGAUCAUGAUCGAUGUUGAAGAAGAAAAUGGGGCAAUUAUAUCAUUGGUUUUGAAUUAUUAUCUGAGAAAGAAACCCAUUUGGCAUGUUAAUUUCUGUUUUGGUUUUUUCUUUUGUUGAUAUGAAAAUGUAAACGCUAAUUGACUAGUCCUUUAACAAAAGAAGAAAUUAGUCUUACUACU